UCUUAUGAGAAUGACUACUUAUUGACUAGCAAAUAGCAAUAUUAGUCAACACUGUUAUUCGGUUUCAAACAUAGUUAUUCAAUUUUAAGUUUAAGCUAUUCGUGUGUUAUAUGAAUAUAAUAUAAUAUCUACACAGCGUCAUCACAGCGUUGCUGAAUAAAAUAUGAACUCAAUACGUACGUCUUCUUUUACUAAAUAUAAACGAAUAUGACGAACAAUUUACCAAUCAAUAACACAAAGACUGAGAACAUACUACAAAACUUUAUAACAAUAUUGCUGUAAUGGACGUCCAAGCCGUUUUCUGAUCUUGAAUUUUUUGUGACAAACAACCACGAUCAUGGAUAACGAAGAAAGAACGUACGCCGUGUUCAGUCUGGCGAUAACGGCGUAUCAUGCAAGUAACGAUGUACAGCGAAAAACGUACCACAGGUUUGAAGUGCCGCACUUGGAAUUGCGUGAAUGUUGCAUGUCACUGUUCGAAAUCGUUGAUCUAAACACGGAAAGCGGUAAUUUUGACCCUCGGGGUGACAGGAUUUCCGUGUUUGCCAAAGUGGUGAGGGCCGAUAAUGAUCGUAUGGACAGGUUCAAUAACAUAUGUGCCAUGGCCUCGCAUUAUGGGCACAUACAUUGUCUGAGGGUCGCCCACGAGAUGGGCUGCCCUUGGGAUGUGACGACCUGCAACAAUGCGGCUCAAGGGGGACACCUGGAGUGUCUAGUUUACGCGCACGAGAUGGACUGCUCCUGGGACGCAACAACGUGUAUGAACGCGGCCCACUCGGGACACUUGGAGUGCAUAGUAUACGCACACAGUAAUGGGUGUUUAUGGGACGAGCAGACAUGCAGCAUGGCAGCGGGCAACGGUCACCUCGAAGUACUUGAGUACGCGCGAGAGAACGGAUGUCCAUGGGACGGGACUACAUGCAAUGAAGCAGCAAAAGGUGGUCAAAUCAAAUGUCUUGCAUACUCACACAUUAACGAAUGUCCAUGGGAUGAACAGACAUGUAGCUUGGCGGCAGGCUGUGGCCACGUCGGGGUACUCGAAUACAUGUAUGAAAAUGGUUGUCCACGAGACAAAACAGCGUGCUCUAAGGCUGCUCAGUACGGCCGACUGGGUUGCCUUGCGUACCUGCACAGUACUGAGUGCCCCUGGGACGACGAUACUCCCCGUUCGGCCGCGGAAGGUGGCCACUUAGACUGCUUGAUAUACGCACGGAACAACGGGUGCGAGUGGACCGAAUCAACUUGUUCAGCGGCUGCAGAGAUGGGCCAGUUGGAGUGCCUAAUAUACGCACACGAACAAGGAUGUCCUUGGAAUGAAGAUACAUGUGCCAUGGCAGCGAAGGGUGGCCAUAUUGACUGCUUGGCAUACGCACACAAUAAUGGAUGUCCAUGGGAUGAACAGACGUGCAGCGUGGCGGCGGGAAGUGGCCAGCUUGGGGUACUCGUGUACGCCCGAGAGAACAACUGCCCAUGGGACGAAUCAGUGUGUGCCGAGGCAGCAAAGGGUGGCCGAAUUGACUGUCUGGUAUACGCUCGCAAUAAUGGAUGUCCGUGGGACGAACGGACGUGCAGCAUGGCGGCGGGAAGCGGUGAAAUCUGGAUACUGUUGUAUGCGCGACAGAAUGGCUGCCCAUGGGAUAGAACAGCGUGCUCCGAGGCAGCGUUGAAUGGCAGGCUGGACUGCCUUGUGUUCUUGGACAGGAAUGGUUGUCCUUGGGACUAUCGUACGACUCAAUCGGCUGCGGCUGGUGGACAUCUUGAAUGCCUAGCGUAUGCGUGGGACAACGGAUGUGAGUGGGACUCGUCUACAUGCUCAAUGGCUGCGAGACGUGGGCACAUUGAUUGCCUGGCAUACGCUCACAUAAAUGAAUGCCCGUGGGACGAGCGGACAAGCAGCUAUGCCGCGGCCAGUGGCCACAUCAGGAUACUCGAGUACUUGCGAGAAAACGAAUGUCCUUGGGAUGAGACAACGUGCUCAGAGGCAGCGAUAUACGGUAGACUAGAGUGCCUUGUUUACCUUCACAGUCACAACUGUCCAUGGGAUGACAAUACUCCGGCGUCGGCCGCAGCUGGGGGACACAUAAAUUGCCUAAUAUACGCGCGGGAAAAUGGCUGUGAGUGGACCGAAACAACGUGCGCCGCAGCGGCACAGGAGGGCCACAUGGACUGCCUUGUUUAUGCGCAUGGUAAUGGGUGUUUGUGGGACGAGCAAACGUUCAGCAUGGCUGCGGCUAACGGCCACCUCAAGGUACUCGAAUACGCGCGAGAAAACGGAUGUCCCUGGGAUGAAACGGUUUGCUCCGAGGCCGCAGUCAACGGCAUGCUGGACUGCCUUGUGUUCCUGCACAGAAACGGAUGUCCCUGGGACGCGGAUACGCCUCGAUCAGCCGCGGCCGGUGGACACUUGGAUUGCCUAACCUACGCACACGAGCAAGGGUGCCCGUGGGACUCGUCCACCUGCUCCGACGCUGCGAAGAGUGGACAUAUCGAUUGUCUGCGGUAUGCGCACGAGCACGGAUGCCCUUGGAAUCAAGUAACUUGCGCUGACGCAGCAGAGAGCGGCAACCUUGAGUGUCUCAGGUAUGCUCAUGAAAAUGGGUGCCCUUGGGAUAGUACGACGUACAGCAAUGCAAUGAAUUUGGCGGAUCUUGGAGACUCAGCGUGUUUGAAUUACUUCCUUCAGAACUCAAGUUUUUUAAUUUGAUUAUUAUAUAUUUUGUGCUCAUUGCUCGAUAUUAUUUUAUUCUGCAAAUUCUUCGUGCAUUAAAUGUGUGUGUUUUUUUUACUACUUAUAUACAGUACCUAACAUCAUCAGAACGUACAAUGAGUAUUUUAUUAUAUAUUAUAAUCUGGUGUUACCGCCUCUAAAGCAGAAGUGUAAAAAAGACCAACUAACCUUGAGUUUCACUUACCAUAAUAUAUACAUUAUAAUCCAUAUGAAAUUAUGUACUAGCAUUAGCAAUAAUUUUUAACUACCAAAGAAACAUUUGUAACCUAAUAAUAAACUAAUCUACCCACAUCCAAUCAAGACAAAGUUUCAAAGUUCUUAUAUGGCUGUGUUCCCUUGACUUUCAAUUAAAAUAUUCGGAGUCUUGU
This is a messenger RNA of Myzus persicae (green peach aphid), 3096 nucleotides long. RefSeq lists its product as uncharacterized. Bases 338 to 2704 code for a protein of 788 amino acids. Lineage: Eukaryota; Metazoa; Arthropoda; Insecta; Hemiptera; Aphididae. The record is from RefSeq and is a predicted model, not a curated record. The transcript has 2 exons.